Lentinula edodes (shiitake mushroom) is the source of this 1546-nucleotide messenger RNA. RefSeq lists its product as uncharacterized. The record is from RefSeq and is a predicted model, not a curated record. Lineage: Eukaryota; Fungi; Basidiomycota; Agaricomycetes; Agaricales; Omphalotaceae. Bases 176 to 1546 code for a protein of 456 amino acids. The transcript has a single exon.
UUCCGAGAUAAGCUGCUAGAGGAGGCUUAUCAGAGGAUAAGUCAGCCGGGUGGUGUGAGUUGGCCAGCGCCAGUUUGGCGCCUAUCUUCGUACUUCCAACUCCCACCGCCAAUUAAAAAAUUUCACAUAUUUCUCGCUAUUUUCGCAUAGUCUUUUUCUUUUGCUUCCUAUAAUUAUGCAAAUCACACGACAGGGUCCUCUUCCUAACGAUCCCUCGAUAAUCUCGGCGAAUCGUACAAGGAAAACUCACAAGGAUGCCGAAACCAUAUCCAGAAUAUCCAAGCUUCCUAUCGAAUCCAGACUUCGCAUUAAUUUCAACAAGCAAACGCGCAACGCCAGCCGUCGUGAACGCGUCUUCGAAGGCAACGACGAUGUCUCCGAUGUGUCGUCCUAUCUGUCUAUUCCUGAGGAAGAAUAUGAUAAGAUGUUGAAGGACCAAGACUACUUCGACAAAGUUAAAGCAUGGCUCUCUGCCCACACCAUCAGCUGGUUAGUCGAUAAACGUAAAUCGUUGAGAUUGAGGACAAGGGAAGGAGACGACACAUCUGUCGAGGCUUCGAGCACCCAGCCUACUAAACGCUUCAGGGCCAACGAUGACCUCAACGAAAUUGAUCCCACUUCUCCUCCAAAUGUAUUUUUCGACCAAGCCUUCCUUGACCUCGGACUCUACGGCUACCACAUCCCUCUCGCUCUGUUCACCAACAAGAACAUUGAGUUCCUCAACAACAAUUCAAUUUCUUUCCAUCGCACGAAAAUCUCGCAUAUCGAAGGCAAACCUCAAAUAUUAGACCUCGCGGAUGUCAUUAAAAAGGUCAAAGGCAGCCGCGAGGGAGGACCUACCCAAGAUCUGGCCAUGGAACACUUUGAGUGGCUUGAAGCCACGGCGAAUUUCUUUGUUUAUCAAUCCUUGCUAUAUGCUGAAGGUGACGAGGCUAACGAACCUCAAUUCUACAGGAAACAUUUCGGUUUCUUCGAGAAUCAAACCGACUCAGUCAAACUGUUUGAUCUGUGGAAGGACAUCGAGCUUGAACUUCGUCAGAAGCAUCAAAGCAAGAAAACCCAUUUCGACCUCUUCGAUUACAGAACCGAAUGGAGCCGCGUCAAAUCGCGUCUUGACUCCCUCGAUACAUCUUCAUCUUCUAAUUCCUCCCAGCCUCAGUCUAACCGUCGUUCCCACAUCCCAAACUUCAGGUCCACCAAAAUCGCUGCGCAUGACACUCCACCUACAACAUCUUCGAAUUCCUUUCCGCUUGGCAACAAGGAAAAGGCCUCCCGCGAACCUUGUUGCAUCAUCUGCGGAGGCGUCGGUCAUACAUUCUUCGCUCAUAGCGACUCUACCCACGGCCCAGCAAAGUGGGCCCUACGUGAUGGGAAGGAGCUCCUCCACCCAUCCAGCAAGGUGCGACUCUGCACCUACUGGAACAUUUUCUCGACCUGCUCCAAGAAAUGUCCAAGUGCUUCCCACAUCUGCACUUUCUGCGGCGGUUCUCACCCCGCACUCCGAUGGGAUUCCAGCUGUACUGUCUCCCGUCCCGCAGGUUACUGA